Molecule: messenger RNA, 974 nt
Organism: Pollicipes pollicipes
Lineage: Eukaryota; Metazoa; Arthropoda; Thecostraca; Pollicipedomorpha; Pollicipedidae
Product: prespore protein Dp87
Exons: 2
Coding region: 19-789 (256 amino acids)
Cellular component (GO): extracellular region
Molecular function (GO): peptidase inhibitor activity
Source: RefSeq, a predicted model, not a curated record
UUCUCGCUUGGCAACACCAUGGGUCAUUUUCGAUGCAUCGCUGGCCUGCUGCUGCUGCUUUGCUACAUCGGGCAGCUGGAGUCGUCUGAGCCCGUCUCGGCGCCUAAACGCAUCAGGUGCGUGAAGUUGUGCCCGAAGGGUCAACGCUGCGAACUACGUCGCCGGUGCUACUAUGGCUUCUGCCUCGGCUACCACCAGGUGUGCGUCAAGUCGCUAGCUCCCGCAAAGGAGCGUCCCCCCAGCUGCCAGAACGUCCGCUGCGGCCGUCUGCAGACCUGCGUGCUGCAGCAGGUCAUUUGUUUCCGCGCGCCAUGCUACCCCGUGCCGGUCUGUAUUCCCGAUCGGUGCGCUACGGUCCGAUGCGGAACUGGCACAGUCUGUGUGACAGUGAGAAGGCAUGACUCGCGACCCGCUUGCAAAGACUUCCCCAGAUGCCAGUUCACUGUCAAAUGUGUGCCACGGGCCAAGCCCAAGCCCGGCUUCUGUCCGCCGCCGGAGCAGGUGUCCCAGGCCAACGUCAACCUCUGCCAGUAUGACAACGACUGCGCAUCCAACCUGCUCUGCUGUCCGGGCGCAUCCAGAGGGGGACUCAACUGCACCGCCCCCGCCUUCCCCGACCCGUGCGCCAACAAGAAGUGCCCCCCGCAUGCACCAACUUGUGUCGCGGGUGCUUGUUUAGAUCGGGUGUGCACACCCGGGAACUUCCACUGCACCGGCGGGAAACAGUGCUUCUGUUCUCGAAGAGCCGAAAUAGUUUGUACAGACGUGCCAGCGGCUUCCGGGUGUUGAGUUUUUUUCCUAUUUGCUUUUUGAGUGAGAUAUUUGAUAAAAUUAAGGAUGCAUUGCAGAUGUAGAAUAUAUUGUCAGCAUUAACACGCCGGUGUCUGUUUUCAUUGGAACCAAGUGCAACUGCUGUUCACCCGUCGUUUUGAAGCGUUUGUAAUGCUAAAUAACCGGACGCUGGCAAAAGCAUA